Octopus sinensis (East Asian common octopus) is the source of this 3105-nucleotide messenger RNA. RefSeq names its product sulfate transporter. The record is from RefSeq and is a predicted model, not a curated record. Gene Ontology annotation, molecular function: oxalate transmembrane transporter activity; sulfate transmembrane transporter activity; bicarbonate transmembrane transporter activity. Bases 603 to 2825 code for a protein of 740 amino acids. Lineage: Eukaryota; Metazoa; Mollusca; Cephalopoda; Octopoda; Octopodidae. The transcript is spliced from 21 exons. Gene Ontology annotation, cellular component: membrane. Gene Ontology annotation, biological process: transmembrane transport.
ACAUUACUACAUAAACAAAUACAGACAUACCACAUACAUACAGCCUUACCCACAUAGACCAAUAAAUUCAAAUAUAUACAGACAUAUAUAGCUACAGAUGUAUGUUGAAUUCAACAUGCAGUUUUAUACGGCAUAUAUACGCAAAAAAAUUAGCCACGGAACCCCUACAACGGAGGCGGGAUGACAUGGGACCAAUUUUAGAACAGACAACGGACUUUAUCGAGGAGGACCUAAAUACUCUUCUAAUCGGGGAUUUUACCACUGAUAGUUUACGCCUUCCUGGGUAUUCACUGUCUCUCAUUUCUAGUGUAAAGGGAAGACGAAGGAGAACCAUUGGUAACGCGUCAGAUUUUAUGAAGAACCGUCCGAAGGAGGCGGUUUUCAGUGGGUCCUGGCCUGAACUUCCACCAGUUCCAAAUAUUGCACUACUACCAAACAUCACUAUUACCAUUUCGAACAUUGCUACUAUCCUCAAUACUUGUACAACGCUCUACCAAAUGAAGCAACUGUAAUACCAGUGGUAUACGCGUCCAUAAAUAGAAGCCUGAAAUCAAUCCAGAAGAGAAACUCCUCCUACAUUCCUUCAUUUAUAAGCAGCGAAAAUGUGUGAUUCGAACACGGAACUGAACUCGUUAAAAGUUAACGGAGGCGUGAGCGAACCGAAUCCGCUGAUAGAAAUUCGUCGGCCUGCUUAUAACAUUAUCGGAUUCCGGGAAAAAUUCCGUAAGUCUAAACCACCCGAGAAGACUUUCAAAGAGUGUGUCGCACAGCAAGUACGAAGUUGCACCAGUUGUUCCAAAGAAAGAUGCAAGCAAAUCUUAACAGAUACAUUCCCGUUUCUGAGAAUUCUUAAGAAAUACAAUGUGAAGACGGAUUUACCUAACGACCUGGUGUCUGGACUUACAGUGGGUAUCAUGCAGUUACCUCAGGGAAUGGCGUACGCGCUUCUGGCUGAUCUUCCACCCAUUGUUGGUCUCUAUGUGUCAUUUUUUCCUCUCUUAACGUAUUUCUUCUUCGGAACGUCCAGACAUGCAGCAAUGGGCACAGUGGCUGUGGUGAGCUUGAUGAUUGGUUCUGUAGUGUCCAACAUUGAGUCAUCGGAAUCCUCUACCUCCGGCGGGGCCUUGAACAUUUCACUGACUUCGGAGAUGAACACUACAGAACAAGAAUACUCAGUCAGUUCAGAUGCCUUCGAUGAAGUUGUGAUGAAGAAAAUACAAUUGGCUGCCGCGAUCACCUUCAUGGCUGGAAUAGCUCAAGUGAUAAUGGGGUUUCUCAGAAUGGGCGUGGUUACAACUUACAUGUCUGAAUGUUUGAUCGGUGGAUUUACAACUGGUGCAGCCGUACACGUAUUUUCAAGCCAAGUGAAGUAUGUCUUAGGUCUUAAGAUCAAGCGGUUUGGAGGAGUGUUCCAACUGUUAUUCACUUACAUUGAAAUCUUCAAAAACAUUCACAGGACCAACCUAGUCGAGCUGGGAAUUUCAUGUAUUUGUAUGGUCAUUAUAUAUUUAGUGAAGACCCAGAUAAACCAAAGAUUCAAAGAUCGAUUAAAGAUCCCAGUUCCUAUUGAACUUUUCGUGGUCGUCACGGGCACACUUAUAUCGCAUUACGUCCGUUUGAAAGAAAAGUUUGGCAUCAGAACAGUCGGCAAAAUACCAGCUGGCCUUCCGCCGCCCAAAGUUCCGGAUUUUGUAUCAGCCCAAGGAUACGUCGGUGAUGCCAUUGUUAUCGGAAUCGUUGCCUUUGCUCAGUCUGUUUCCCUGGCCAGUUUAAUGGCGAAGAAACACAAUUACGAUAUCGACUCGAAUAAGGAAAUGAAAGCCUACGGCUACGGAAACAUCGUUGGCUCCUUCUUCUCGUGUUAUCCAUUUGCUGCAUCGGUAUCUCGUACAUCCGUACAAGACUCGGCUGGAGGAAGGACUCAGGUGGCCAGUCUGUUCUCCUGUGUCCUCGUACUAAUCGUUAUAAUCGUAAUUGGACCUUUGUUCAGAGACCUUCCAAACUGUACUUUAUCUGCUAUAAUUAUGGUCGCUUUACGAACCAUGCUGCUCCAAGUCCUCGAACUGAAACGGUUAUGGAGGUUGUCCAAGUAUGAUUUUUCAAUCUGGCUGAUAACCUUUCUAUCCGUGGUCAUUCUUCACGUGGACUUUGGUCUUGGAAUCGGCAUCAUUUUUUCAGUCUUUACAGUUGUUAUACGGACUCAGAGAACCAAUUUGAAGUUAAUCGGCAAAAUUGAUGAAAGCGAAGUAUUUCGGCCAGAGAGUGAAUAUCAAAUUUCAAAACAGUAUUCAGGAAUAAAGAUUCUAUAUUAUAAUGCUUCGAUUUACUUCGCCAAUGCCGAGAUCUUUGUGAAGCAGGUGCAGGAAACAUCAGGAAUAAACCCAGAGAAAGUUCUAAAGAGACUUAAGAAGGAAAGAAAAUCGCUUAUUGGAAAAGAUGAGAAUAACAAAUCAAACUCUCAGAUGGAUAUUGAAAAAAGAAACGAACACAAUUUAAAUGUUAGCAUUCCGAUAAAUUAUAUAAUUGUUGAUGUCAGCGGCGUGAACUUUGUUGACACUGUUGGAGUAAAAAUUCUGAAAACGCUUUGUGCAGAUUAUGACAAAAUAGAUGUAAAAGUGUUAUUUGCUGGAGUUAGAGAUCCUGUUUACACCAUGUUAGAAUUAACUGACUUUGUAUCAGAAUACGGAGAUCGUUUGUAUAUGACCAUCUUAGAUGCCAUUCGAGGAAUCGACAUUCCCAUUUCGACUUACAACAGUGAGGAGGAUCCUAAACCUGAGGACAAUUUAUUGGAAACAAUGGUUUGUCAAAAAAUUUUGGAUCAAUAGCAGUGAUGAUGACGAUGAUGAUGAUGAUGUUGACCAUGGUGAUGAUACUAGUGAAGGGUGUGAUGACGGUGGUGCUGGUGGUGGAUCUCUUCUUAAUCUCUUCUCUGCUGCACCGCAUCCUCGCUGCGUCUCAUCAAUUGAUUGACAAGAAAGACAGAAAGGAAAUUUUCAUCUUUAAAAGUUUUCAAUUCUAACAUUUAUGAUUAUCCGGAUAUUUGCAAAUACACAUGGGCAUCUACAAAUACCUUCACACAUAAAUUUUAUAUAUAUAUAUAUAUAU